AUGCCACACCGGAUCGAUGAACAAAUGGCGUCCUUUUUUGAUACAGAAUUAUCGGCCAGCAUCAUGCAGCGGCGGUCUUGUGCUGCGAAACAUAACCGCCACACGAAGCCACCCCCGCAGAAGCUGCAGGAGCGACAAGAAGAUGAGUUGCCGCCGUCGCCUUUUUUUGAUGCCUAUGUUGUCUUGGACUUUGAGGCGACAUGCGAGCGUAACAGACGUUUAGAAGAGCCGGAGAUUAUUGAGUUCCCCAUGGUGUUGAUUGACGCCCGAAGCCAUCGCAUUCUGACAGAGUUUCAACGGUACGUGAGGCCUGUCGUCAACCCGAUAUUAUCGGAUUUUUGCACAGAACUCACUGGCAUCAAGCAGUCGGUUGUCGACGCGGCAGAAACAUUCCCUUUGGUGUUUGACGCGGCACUGGAGUUUCUUCGUGGUAGUGGGUACGGUGAGGCACCACCGUUGCGUAGUUAUCUCUUUGUGACUUGUGGAGAUUGGGACCUGAAGACGAUGCUGCCAAGCCAGCUGCGGACGACGGAAAAGACCGGCACGGCAAUUGUCGCCCCGUCCACCUUUAGGCGAUGGUGCAACUUGAAAGUACCCAUGCGAACCAUCGUCCCUACGAAGGCGCGUGGCAUUUUUGACUUGAGAGAAAUGUUGGCUGCCGUGGGUCUUCCUUUGAAGGGCCGCCACCACAGUGGGAUCGAUGACUGCAGGAACAUUGCAUCAGUUGUACAAGAACUUCUGCGGAGGGGGCAUGUCAUUGCACCGACGACAGACCACAGCGGAAUUCGGCAGAGGGAGAGUUCUUUGUCGCGUGCGGAAGACAGACCGCUGACGGGGUUGCGUGGGGGGACACGUGUCCCGAAGAAACACGCUGAAAAGAGGCCUAACGCCCCCAUGAUGCAAGAGGCAGGAGUACCUGAGCGACCCCAUUUGAAAAUUGUUUCGGAGGAGGACCCGCUACCGGCACUGCUGAAAAACAGCAACCUUGUGUUGGAAGAGGCGAAGAAGGUCACGUACUCGAAGACACUUACGAGGAUUCUUCGUCACGCGGCCGAUAAAAUGGGCAUCCCUGUCUCAAGCGGGGGUUUUGUGCAUGUGGACCACAUACUGCGAUGCAAGCCUUUUUGCAACGACCCGUUAGCCUUGUCACACAUUGCUCUGGUUGUUCACACGAACGAUAAGAAACGCUUUAAGAUGGCGUAUGAUGAUCACCACCGCCUGUACAUACGCGCCAAUCAGGGGCACAGCCUCGCGGGAAUUGAUCCGGAGUUACGGCGCAUUGAAUCCGCUACGGAAAUGCCUGCUGCUAUUCACGGGACAUAUUACUCCGCAUGGAAAGAGAUUUGUGCGUGUGGGUAUCUGUCGACGAUGACGCGGCAGCAUAUUCACUUUUCAAGAGGUUUAAUAAGUGAUCACUGUGUAAUCAGCGGGAUGCGUUCUAAUGUGGAGGUUCUUCUUUACCUUGACGUUGCAAAAGUCCUUGCGGAUGGCAUUGAGUUGUGGGAAAGUGAAAACGGUGUGCUCUUGACACCAGGCAUGGGAAGCACGAAGAGACUGCCGCUCACGUACAUUUCGAAGGUGGUGGAUCGCAAGACUGGCCAGACGCUUGCGCAUGAUUAG
Trypanosoma cruzi is the source of this 1620-nucleotide messenger RNA. RefSeq names its product phosphotransferase, putative. Gene Ontology annotation, molecular function: 3'-5'-RNA exonuclease activity; nucleic acid binding; transferase activity. NCBI's taxonomy places the organism in Eukaryota, Euglenozoa, Kinetoplastea, Trypanosomatida, Trypanosomatidae. Bases 1 to 1620 code for a protein of 539 amino acids. Gene Ontology annotation, biological process: exonucleolytic trimming to generate mature 3'-end of 5.8S rRNA from tricistronic rRNA transcript (SSU-rRNA, 5.8S rRNA, LSU-rRNA). The transcript has a single exon. The record is from RefSeq and is a predicted model, not a curated record.